AAUUUACAUUUAACUUCUCCUACAAGAAUUAAAUAACCAAUGGAUGAGGCUUUUAGGAUAAGACCUAACUCCUUUAUCUCAAAUUUAUUAAAUUGUGUAUAUCCAAUCCACAAAGAAUAUUCAAUUCAAAUCCUUAAAUACUUGUGCCCAUAUCUUUUUGUCCUUAUUACACCAUCAAACAUAAAACAAACAAAUAGUAUUUCUUAUUACAAACAGUUCCCUGCUGCCCUAGUGAAUUUGAUCCUUCUUGCAAAGAAACUGUUGUAGAUCAUAAUCUCCAUUUUCAGCAGGAACCCUUUUCUUCGAAUUCGAUUUUCUUUAUGAUCGUUUGAGCCCAUGUUACUGUUUUUUUUAAAGAUUUGUUUUUUUUUUAAAUUAAAAUUGAAGGGGGGGAAAUGCCGACGAGAGUGAUGAAAAUGGGUGGUGGGAUUUGCAGAGGAGAUGAAAGGGUUGUGUAUGAAGAUGAUGAUGAGAAGGAGGAGAAAUUAGGGUUUGUGAAAAAUAAUUCAUGCAAUUCGGAUGAAUCGUCUUCUUCAAUUGGGGAAAACAGUGAUCUUUCUCAUAAUUCAAUGGAGAAAACAGAGGAUUGUGAUGAGGUUCAGAGCCCUUUUAAUGAUGCUAUUGAAGCUUUGGAGCAAGUUUUGCCCACAAGGAAAGGAAUUUCGAGAUUCUACAAUGGAAAAUCAAAGUCCUUCACUACUUUAGCAGAAGCUUCUUCUUCUUCAACUCCGUUGUCAUCUUCCAUCAAACACAUUGCAAAACCAGAGAAUCCGUACAUACGAAGACGAAGAAACCUACUAGCUUAUAACCUAACAUUGCACAAAAACAGAGUUUCUUGUCUUAGAAGCAACGGUGGCGGCACAUUCAAGAAAGCGACAACCUCAAAUCGGACAUCAAAUUUGGCUUUGGCUGUAGCCAUGAACUCUGAGAAAGCCGAAGAACCAAAGAAUUCUUUCUCGGCAUGUAGGUCUUUUUCUUUAGCUGAUUUGCAUCAAUGUGUUUCUGUUGAAACGAAAAUCUGUACUGUUUCUGAUAAAUUAGACGAAACAAAACCAUGCUGAUUAAUUUAAUUAAUAAAUCGUUCCGAGUUUC
Messenger RNA from Erythranthe guttata (spotted monkey flower), 1092 nucleotides. RefSeq lists its product as hypothetical. The record is from RefSeq and is a predicted model, not a curated record. Lineage: Eukaryota; Viridiplantae; Streptophyta; Magnoliopsida; Lamiales; Phrymaceae.